UGUAGCUUGUGUAUUCCCUGAACAAGCUUACUGAGCAAAUCUUCCAGGUGUGUAGUUUGCCAAAUGUUUCAUAAUUCUCUUACUAUUUUAUAGUUGCCUUUAGGCAGCAGAAAUGGAAAAGCUCUGUCUCCAUACAAGCAAAAAUGCCUCCUUGUGAUUUUGUACCUGAAAAAUAUGAAUCCUAUCCAUAUGAACGUGUGCAGAAGAUCCGUGAACAACAUGUUGCUCCUUCUCUGCGAACGUAUUACAAGAAACCAUUGCUGCUGCACCAGGGACAUAUGCAGUGGUUGUUUGACCAUAAAGGACGAAGAUAUCUUGAUCUCUUUGCUGGAAUUGUCACUGUCAGUGUUGGACACUGUCACCCGAAGGUAACUAUGGCUAUCCAGAAGCAGCUGGCUCGCCUGUGGCAUACCACCAAUAUCUACAUGUACCCAGCAAUCCACGAGUAUGCUGAAAGGCUAACUUCUCUUUUUCCAGAUCCACUGAAGGUGGUUUAUCUCACCAACAGUGGGUCAGAAGCCAAUGAUUUAGCUAUGUUCAUGGCAAGGGUACACACUCGUAACUUCGACAUCAUCUCUCUCAGAGGAGGAUACCACGGAGGCAGCCCUUACACGCUGGGUUUGACAUCUCUGACUCCUUAUAAGCAUGGUGUUGCCAAUGGCUUUGGCUGUACAUCUACAAUGUUACCAGAUGUUUUUCGUGGUCCAUGGGGAGGCAGCCACUGUAGAGAUUCACCUGUGCAAACUGUUCGAAAAUGCAACUGUACUGAAGGUUCAUGUCUUGCAAAAGACCAGUACAUCGAACAGUUCAAAGACACUCUGAAUACCUCAGUGCCCAAGACAGUAGCUGGAUUUAUUGCUGAACCAAUUCAAGGUGUUAAUGGAGCUGUUCAGUACCCAAGAAAUUUCUUAAAGGAAGCUUAUCAGCUUAUACGGGAAAGAGGAGGCCUUUGCAUUUCAGAUGAAGUACAGACAGGAUUUGGACGGACAGGCAGCCAUUUCUGGGGGUUUCAAACACAUGGUGUAGUCCCUGACAUCGUUACUUUGGCAAAAGGAAUCGGUAAUGGCUUCCCAAUGGCAGCUGUCGUUACAACAAAAGAGAUUGCAAGUUCCUUGGCUCAAAACCUUCACUUUAAUACGUUUGGAGGAAACCCUCUGGCCUGUGUAGUUGGAGCUGCAGUUCUUGAUGCUAUUGAAGAAGACGGUCUACAAAGAAACAGUGAGGAUGUGGGAACAUACAUGCUGCUGGAGCUGGCUAAACUACGGGAUAAAUUUGAGAUUGUUGGAGAUGUCCGUGGCAAGGGACUUAUGGUUGGAGUAGAAAUGGUGACAGAUAAGGACAGUCGAUGCCCUCUUCCAACUGAAGAAAUAAAUCAGAUUUGGGAAGACUGUAAAGACAUGGGUGUUCUGAUCGGCAGAGGAGGGCUCUACAGUCAGACAUUCAGAAUUAAGCCUCCUAUGUGCAUUACUAAGAGGGACGUCGACUUUGCUGUGGAAGUAUUUCAUACUGCUUUACAGAGACACAUGGAAAGAGCAGCUGCAAAAUAGACUUGGUUUCCUUCUAUGACAGGCACACACAAUCCCUGAUACUCACAACCCAGACUGGGCACUAAUCUACCCUGGAAGACAAAAUCAUAGUGUGACAAUUACAUGCUUGUUCAAUAUCAUAAGAACAUUCUGAGAGAUAGUGUUCAACACAGGACGUGGUGUAAUCUCUUUUCUAAAUGUACAAUUCACUUCUACGGUGCUGAUUUCUGUGAACUGCACACCUAUUUUGCCGUUGUCAGAAAAACCCUGACUGGAUUAACAGAGUACCAAAUAGAGGCAGGCAUAUGUUCUUCUUUCCCCUGUGAAAGUUGUAUCAAAAUCAGUAAUUUUCAGAAAGAGUGACACAAAGAGUUGGGGAAGAAAUUUCAGUUAAAACUGUUUACCCUGCCUACAAAGACACACUGUAAUUAGAGCAUUACAAGCAGUUUGCACAGCUGAGAUGUUUCUAAUUACAGUAAUUAUUUUUUUCAUGGGGAUAAGAAAUCCAGUCAUCACCCUCUCCAAAACACACUUCUCUUUUCCUCCUGCCACUCUUGGGAUUGCACAGCACACCUAUUAAUCAUUUUGUAAAGGUGCAAACUCUGGAAGGUGGAAUAAGAUGUUCUUUCUUACAUAAUCACCUUUUAAUGUGUAAGACCAUUGCUUCCUUCAGUUUCUAAUUAAAAAAACAAAUGUUGUGGACAGUCAGCAAGAACUGUGCAUUUCUCAUUUUACUUUUCUUCCAAUUUUAAUAUAUGAAAAAAUCCUUGACUCAAUAAAGUACCAUGUCAAGUCUGGGGGAGGAGAAUAUUCUGACAGUACUUUACAGGAACUUUGGUGACAGAGCAUCAGUACCUCUCCGAAUCUUACUCCAUAGGUCCUAAACAAUAUCAUAUAGCCUUUGCUGAGCACUGUCUUCUGCAACUCCAUUGAUAAGUCCUGUGUACAACCCAGUUCUACUCCAAAACCAGGUGUUAUCCCACCUUUUUUCCUACUCAAGAUCAGGCAGAUUAUGCCUUUAAACAGAAGUGCAGUGUCUCUCCUUAGAAAUCAGAACAGAUUCAUUCAUUCAUGUCACUCAUUGUUUUCUCCCUCACUUACUCCAGCAAGGCUGUUCCACUAGACUAUUUUUUCACCAACACCUGCCAUGGAGGUAGAUAUACAAAACCAAUAGGAAUUGUCAAAACUGAUUAAAGAGCUUUGUCAUCUAA
Cyanistes caeruleus (blue tit) is the source of this 2737-nucleotide messenger RNA. NCBI's taxonomy places the organism in Eukaryota, Metazoa, Chordata, Aves, Passeriformes, Paridae. The record is from RefSeq and is a predicted model, not a curated record.